This is a messenger RNA of Oncorhynchus gorbuscha (pink salmon), 1529 nucleotides long. RefSeq names its product lysine-specific demethylase phf2-like. Lineage: Eukaryota; Metazoa; Chordata; Actinopteri; Salmoniformes; Salmonidae. Gene Ontology annotation, molecular function: histone demethylase activity; transcription coregulator activity. Gene Ontology annotation, biological process: protein demethylation; regulation of transcription by RNA polymerase II. The transcript is spliced from 11 exons. The annotation marks the transcript as partial. The record is from RefSeq and is a predicted model, not a curated record.
GAUGGACAGUAUAGUGGAGAGCCCUCAGAUUGUGCGGAGGUUGUCGUGGGUAGAGAACUACUGGCCAGACGAUGCUCUCCUGGGGAAACCUAAAGUCACUAAGUACUGUCUGAUCGGUGUUAAAGACAGCUACACUGACUUCCACAUCGAGUGUGGAGGGGCCUCCGUAUGGGAGAGAAGAUCUUCUUCUGAUCAAGCCACGUCAGCCAACCUAUCGCUGUACGAGCGCUGGAGGUCCUCAGCCAAUCACACUGAGAUGUUUUUCGCCGACCAGGUGGACAAGUGUUACAAGUGCACUCUGAAGCAGGGACAGACGCUAUUCAUACCAUCAGGUUGGAUCAAUGCAGUUCUGACUCCAGUGGACACGCUGGCGUUUUCCGGACACUUUGUCCACAACCUGAGUGUUGAGAUGCAGAUGAGAGCGUACGAGGUGGAGAAGCGUCUCAACGUGAAUUGUCUGACUCCGUUCCCCAACUUUGAGACUGCCUGCUGGUACGUGGGCCGACACCUGCUGGAGAGAUUUAAAGGUUUACACAAGGCCAACAGACAGCCUGCUGCCUACCUGAUCCAUGGAGCUAAGAUCAUCAACGGAGCUUUCAGGGCCUGGACUAAGAAACAGGCUCUGUUAGAACACGAGGAUGAGCUUCCAGAAAACAUGAAGCCCACUCAGCUCAUCAAGGACCUGGCCAAGGAGAUCAGGAUCUCAGAGGUACGACUUCUUACCCUACGGGUGGUAGAUGCCCAGAAUGCGGCUAAAGCCAUUAAGAGUGAUUCGAGUAGCAAGGCUCCUGUGGAGGAACCCCCUGCUGCCCCAUUAGAGCCUGAGGACCCUGCUUCCCCCUCCAGCCACCCCUCCCCGUCCCCGUCCCCUCCUCCUCGGGACAAACCAGCCAGGAAGAAGGCCUCCAAGCCACCAAAACCUCCCAAGGUCCCCAAACCUCCCAAGGUCCCCAAAGCGAAGGAGGGAGGGAAGAAGAAAGGGAAGAAAGAGAAGGAGGUCCCUGCUCCUCCUCCUCCUCCUCCGUCGAAGCCCUCCAGCCUGGCAGCUCUGGAGUCUCACGCCAAGGACAUCCUCAGCAAGAUGGACCAGCCCAAGAAAGGAAAGAUGGGGGGCAAGGCGACUAAGAAUGUCCUGAGCAUGUCGGAAAAGGACACCUGUAAGCAGAACGACCUGGAGAAGUUUGAGAUCCGAGAACAGAACAAGAAACAGACGGAAGCCAAGUGGAAAUAUAAGAACAGCAAACCAGAUUCCUUACUGAAGAUGGAAACUGAAGAGCACAAGUUUGAGAGAACGCCACUAUCAGGCAACAAAGACAAGUUUUCAUUCUCAUUGACACACAAGAAGUUACUAGGUUCUAAGCUGAAGCCCCAGACCAACUCCAGUGUGUUCAGCUCGUUACAAAACCUAAAGGAGGACAAGACCAAGCCGGUGAGAGACGAGUACGAGUACGUGUCAGACGAAGGAGAGCUGAAGAUUGAUGAGUUCCCCAUCAGGAGGAAAAAGAACGCCGUCAAGAGGGACUUAUCCU